Ambispora gerdemannii is the source of this 456-nucleotide messenger RNA. NCBI's taxonomy places the organism in Eukaryota, Fungi, Glomeromycota, Glomeromycetes, Archaeosporales, Ambisporaceae. The record is from the annotation of a GenBank genome assembly.
AUGGCUUCAACAAACAUGGCUUCAAAGAAAACAUGGUCCGAUAGUCGAAAAGAAAAAACCGGUCUCAUUUUUCCGAUUGGGCGUUUUCAUCGUCUACUUGCUACAGGUCCUCACCAGCCUUCAUUUAAGAACAGGCUAAAGAUUCAGACAAAUACUCCUAUCUACGUUGCUGCCGUGAUUGAAUACUUGGUAACCGAAAUUAUGGAGUUGUCUGGAAAUGUUGCUCAAAUUGAAAAUAGAACAAGAAUCAUUCCCUUCGAUCUUUUAUCAGUUCUACAAAAUGAUGAAGAAUUGAAACAGUUAUUUGCUUCUCUUUUGCCAAGUCUUGUCCAGGAGCUUCAAGAGGAAGACAAGAAAGAUGUCGCGGCGGUCGUAGAGUCGGAAACAUUAACUAGCCAUCUCUCAGAGGAGAACAAGACAACUGAUGUGACCAUAAAAGUCGAAUCAUUAACCUAA